AUGCUUUUGCUAGACUACCAGAACGUUCUGAUCCAAUCGGUGCUCACCGAGCGAUUCUCCGGUGCCCCCCCCGCCUCAAUCGACCAGACGGUCAGCGACUUCGACGGCGUUACCUUCCAUAUUUCGACCCCUGAGACCAAGACCCAGAUCUUGCUUUCGAUCCAAAUAAGAUGCUUCCAGGACCUGGUUCAGUAUGGUGCCGAGGAAGUGCUCCAGCGGGAGUAUGGGCAAUACGUGGCCCCGGUCGAGCCGGGCUUCGACUUCUCAAUCAUGGUAGACCUGGAGAACAUCCCGGAAACUAAGGAGGAGCGCGAUGCCCUUGCCCUGAAGUUCGCACUUCUGAAGCGCAACGCCAUGGCUGCACCAUUCGAGCAGGCCUACCAGGAGCACUACCAGCUACGGGAGGAGGCGUCGAAGUUUACAUCCGAGGAGGCUCCUCAGGGAGUGCGAGAGGGUGGCGCGGUCAAGGCCAUUCACUACCGAGAGGAGGAGGCCAUUUAUGUCAAGGCCAGCCACGACCGAGUUACCGUCAUCUUCAGCACUGUCUUCCGGGAAGAGACCGACAGAGUGUUUGGCAAGGUCUUUAUCCAAGAGUUCGUCGACGCACGAAGGAGAGCUAUCCAGAACGCCCCGCAAGUCCUCUUCAGGAACGAUCCACCCCUUGAGCUGCAAGAUGUUCCAGGUGUCCGAAACACUGGAACUGGAGAGAUCGGCUACGUCACUUUCGUCCUUUUCCCUCGACACCUUACUCCUCAGCGAAUGGCCGAUGUCAUUUCUCACAUCCAGACUUUCCGUGAUUAUUUCCACUACCACAUCAAGGCAUCGAAGGCAUACAUCCACUCUCGAAUGCGAAAGCGAACUGCUGAUUUCCUCCAAGUGCUGCGCCGUGCCAGACCCGAGAACGAGGAGAAGGAGCGGAAGACGGCAACGACGAUGGUAUGGCCGUUCGGAUCUUCGAACUCCGAAAAAGAUGCGAAACUCGAAAAGCACCAAGAUCCACCGAAGCGACGCUCGGUCUCAUGGACCGAGUCCCUAGGCACCUCUGACCCAGACCAUUUUACCGCUGCAAAGACAUGGGCCCCAACCGUCCUCUUCUCCCUCGCCGGCCUAUCUGCCCUGCAACUCUACGCAAACUACCUGCGGCGAAUACCAGGCGCAGCCUAUGUUCGGCCAAAUUUCUUUCGGAACCGAAGUCUUUUCGGAAGAGUCACGAGUGUGGGUGACGGAGACGGCUUCCAUCUCUUCCACACCCCGGGCGGACGUGCUGUGGGCUGGGGUUGGCUCAGAAAGAUCCCCGAACGACGGAAGGAACUCAAGGACCGAACGAUUUCCAUCCGAAUCGCAGGCAUCGAUGCACCUGAGCUCGCUCAUUUUGGCCGACCCGCGCAACCGUUCGCAGCCGAAGCCCACAAAUGGCUAACCAGCUACAUUGGAAACCGCAACGUGCGGGCAUACAUAUACAAGCGAGACCAGUACGAUCGAGUCGUUGCGACGGUUUACGUGCGACGGUUCUUGUUCCGUAAGAACGUAGGCCUAGAGCUCGUCAAAGUCGGGUUAGCAACAACAUACGAGGCGAAAUCGGGCGCCGAAUUCGGUGGAUUACAAAAAGUUUAUGAGAAGGCUGAGGCCAAAGCUAAGAAGAAGCGAAAGGGCAUGUGGUCAGUGGAUCCGAGCAAGUUUGAAAGCCCCAGAGACUACAAGUCGAAGUGGGCGAAUCAAGACAAACAGACCGGCAAGUAG
Messenger RNA from Ilyonectria robusta, 1740 nucleotides. RefSeq names its product Arp2/3 complex, 34 kd subunit p34-Arc-domain-containing protein. Gene Ontology annotation, cellular component: Arp2/3 protein complex; actin cytoskeleton. The record is from RefSeq and is a predicted model, not a curated record. Gene Ontology annotation, molecular function: actin filament binding; structural constituent of cytoskeleton. Lineage: Eukaryota; Fungi; Ascomycota; Sordariomycetes; Hypocreales; Nectriaceae. Gene Ontology annotation, biological process: Arp2/3 complex-mediated actin nucleation; actin filament polymerization. The transcript is spliced from 7 exons. The coding region runs from base 1 to 1740 and encodes 579 amino acids.